UCUGAGCGGGCCAAUGGGGGCAGGUCGGCCACUUCCCAGUCUGGGCUCAGUGGGGGCUUUCUCUUCUGUUCCCAAUUCUGCAUGCCUCAAAGGCCUGUCAGCAGAGUCAAUUUUUUAAACAAUGUACUUGUGAAAAAACGUGCUUGUGAAAAUCCUAGGAAACAGCAAAGUCAAAGAGCAUUUUUGUGCUGAAAGUGCUGGCGGGUCCUUUGAGAUUGACCCAACCCUGCAGGCGCCAAGGUCCACUGGGGGCUGCAUGCCCAGGAACCAAGGAGUUCGCCAGGGGAGUCUGCAAGGAGUUCGCCAGGGGAGUCUCUUCCAGACUUGGGGCCAGGCCUAGGUGGCCAGGGCCAGGGCUUCUGUGACAUUCCUCUCCCCAGGAGGAGCCAUCCCAGAAGGGUGUGGCGGUUCCUGGCUCUCAUGGCUGCAGCCAGCGUGACUCCUCCCGGCUCCCUAGACUUGUUGCAGCCUGGCUUCUCGAAGACCCUCCUGGGGACCAAGCCGGAGGACAAGUACCUGUGCUCAGCCUGUAGGAAUGUCUUGCGCAGACCCUUCCAGGCCCAGUGUGGCCACCGCUACUGCUCUUACUGCCUGAGCAGCAUCUUGAGCUCUGGGCCUCAGAACUGUGCCGCCUGUGUUCACGAGGGCAUAUAUGAAGAAGGCAUUUCUAUUUUGGAAAGCAGUUCGGCUUUUCCAGACAACGCUGCACGCAGGGAGGUGGAGAGCCUGCCGGCCGUCUGUCCCAACAAUGGCUGCACCUGGAAGGGGACCCUUAAAGAAUAUGAGAGCUGCCAUGAAGGACACUGCCCGUUCAUGCUGACUGAGUGCCCAGCUUGCAAAGGCCUGGUUCGCCUGGGGGAGAAGGAGCACCACUCGGAGCACGAGUGUCCAGAGAGAAGCCUCAGCUGCAGGCACUGCCGGGCACCCUGCUGCUGGGCUGACUUGAAGGCACACCAUGAGGUCUGCCCCAAGUUCCCCUUGACUUGCGAUGGCUGUGGCAAGAAGAAGAUCUCACGGGAGAAAUUCCAGGACCACGUCAGGGCGUGUGGCAAGUGCCGAGUCCCCUGCAGGUUCCAUGUUGUCGGCUGCCCUGAGAUGGUGGAGAGCGAGAAGCAGCAGCAGCACGAGGCCCAUUGGCUUCGGGAGCACUUGGCCAUGUUGUUGGGCAGCCUCCUGGAGGCGAAGCAUCUCUCAGGAGCUGGUGGCCCCUUCCUGGGUCUGAGCGAGAUGGGGGGCUGGGAAGCCAGCACACUGCACCCCGAGGCCGAGCUCUCCAAGGCCGCAGAGCUCCAGCAGCGGUGUGAGGCCCUAGAGAGGAAGACGGCCACCUUCGAGAACAUCGUCUGUGUCCUGAACCGGGAGGUGGAGAGGGUGGCCAUGACCGCUGAGGCGUGUGGCCGGCAGCACCAGCUGGACCAGGACAGGAUCGAGGCCCUGAGUAACAAGGUGCAGCAGCUGGAGAGGACCAUUGGCCUGAAGGACCUGGCAAUGGCCGAACUGGAGCAGAAGGUCCACGAGAUGGAGGCGUCCACCUUCGAUGGCGUGUUCAUCUGGAAGAUAUCUGAUUUUGCCAGGAAGCGCCAGGAAGCUGUGGCCGGCCGCACACCCGCCAUCUUCUCCCCAGCCUUCUACACAAGCAGGUAUGGCUACAAGAUGUGUCUGCGCAUCUACCUGAACGGAGACGGCACGGGGCGUGGGACACACCUGUCUCUCUUCUUUGUGGUGAUGAAGGGCCCCAAUGAUGCCCUCCUGCGGUGGCCCUUCAACCAAAAGGUGACCUUAAUGCUGCUGGACCAGAACAACCGGGAGCACGUGAUUGAUGCCUUCAGGCCUGAUGUGACCUCGUCCUCUUUCCAGAGGCCAGUCAGUGACAUGAACAUCGCCAGCGGCUGCCCCCUUUUCUGCCCCGUCUCCAAGAUGGAGGCCAAGAAUUCCUAUGUGCGCGAUGACGCCAUCUUCAUCAAGGCCAUUGUGGACCUGACGGGUCUCUAGCUUUCUCCCACCAGGGUUGGGGGUCGCGGGUCACACCGGGCUGGAGCCUCACCAUGGGUGGGCACCUGCCACGCUCAUGUCCACCGGGAAGGGGCCGCCUCCUGGGAGAGGCCACUCAGCCUCUGAGUGGGGCAGGCUGCAGGCCUGUCAGUACCUGCUCGUGGGCCAUCAGUACGGGUGCUCAGGCGAGGUGAGCAGAGGGCGAGGUGAGGUGGCAUCUCGUCCUGUCCUUUGGUUGGAGAGAAGGGACGUUCCCGGGCCUGGCCGCUCCUCUGAGGAGAGGUCCUGCUCUGCAGGCCUGGCCAGGCUGGCAGGCACAGAGGGCACUCUGUCCUCAGGGCAUCCUGUCGGCUGCCCCUGUGGCGAGUGCGGGGCACACACUGGGCCCUGCUGUCGGACAUGAUGCGUUAGCUGCCCUGUCGGGCUGUGGAGAAGUCGUUAUUAAACUGUUAAAUUUC
This is a messenger RNA of Nyctereutes procyonoides (raccoon dog), 2450 nucleotides long. RefSeq names its product TNF receptor associated factor 2 (gene TRAF2). Gene Ontology annotation, cellular component: cytoplasmic side of plasma membrane; cytosol; plasma membrane signaling receptor complex. The transcript has 11 exons. The record is from RefSeq and is a predicted model, not a curated record. Gene Ontology annotation, molecular function: ubiquitin protein ligase binding; zinc ion binding; tumor necrosis factor receptor binding. NCBI's taxonomy places the organism in Eukaryota, Metazoa, Chordata, Mammalia, Carnivora, Canidae. The coding region runs from base 421 to 1992 and encodes 523 amino acids. Gene Ontology annotation, biological process: tumor necrosis factor-mediated signaling pathway; regulation of apoptotic process; protein K63-linked ubiquitination.